AUGGCACCCUCCAGCAUAACCAGCGAUAGCCACGAGCGACUAGAGCCACGGCUCCUCCGCGCCGCCGAAAGCAACGACAUCGAAUCCCUCAGAAACGUCAUAGCCCUCGCCCAAGAAUACAACCAACUCACCGACAAUUUCCUCCGCAUCGCAUUGAUGCGCAGCGCCGAACGCGCCUGCCUCACCGCAACGGAAUACCUCCUCUCCCAGGGCGCCAAGACAGACGUCCCCUCCAACCGCGCCUCGCCUCUCCUUCGCGCCGUCGAGCGCGAUCACUACGAAAUAGUGCGCGUCCUGCUCGACCACGGCGCCAGCCCGGACUCCGCAGACAAAGAGGGCCGCACGGCGGUCAUGACCGCCGCGUGGAAGAACCACACGGAUAUCCUGCAUAUGCUGAUCAUGCGCGGCGCGGACGUGAAUAAGCGCGACCUGCGCCGUCGGAAUGCGCUGCACAAUCUCGCCGCUGAUAAAGACCGGCGCUGGGGGUGGGGAGAUGAGGUUGUGAUGAAGUUGCUGGGGACGGAGUGUCUUAUCGAUGGUGUCGGGGGACAAGAUGAGCUGGGCCGCACGCCGUUGCACUGGGCGUGUGCGACGGGGAAUUGGCGGAUGGCGGAGAUGUUGCUUACGCGGGAAGGAGAGGGUGAGGCGGAGGGGGCAGGAGCGAUGGGCCCGCGGGCGGAGAUCGAUGCCGUGGAAUUGCGUGGCAAGACGGCGCUGCAUAUUGCCGCGGCUCAUGACCGCGAGGAUAUUGUGCAGUUGCUGCUUUCGCAUAAUGCUGAUGUCAAUGCUGCCAGUGAUGGUGGGUGGACGCCGCUUCAUAAUGCCUGUGAUAAGGGUUGUGAGAGUAUUGUGCGGAUUUUGCUGGGUGAGGGAGCGCAGAUCAAUGCGCAGCUUUUGAAUGGUGUUACGCCGCUGCAUCUUGCUGCUCAGGGGGGUCAUCGUGAGGUUGUGCAGUGUCUCCUUGAGAGGCCUGAUCUGAAGCGACGGGUGAGGGAUAAUUUUGGGAGUACGCCGUUUCUGCGCGCGGCGCAGUUCAAGCGGAAGGAUGUUGUGCUGUUGCUUGCGCCGUUUAACAAUGUUGGGAGUCUCUCGGAGGAUGUGAAAGAGGCUUGUAGGGCAUUUGAUGCUACUGUUGUUGAUUUUGGCAACUUUCAUAAUGAGAACCGGGUUAAGCGCAUGUCGGUGUUUAAUCUGCUUUAUGGAAGAGAUCGGGAGAAUCCUAGAAAGCAAGCUGUUACCACUAUGCCGGCUGAUAGUCGUGGGGCUGAUUUCCGCUGGAUCCAUUUGCCGGCGAACAAUAUGGCGUGGGUGGAAGCCCUCCUUACCAAGUCUUUCAUUGAGGAAGGGGCUCAUGAUGUUGAUGGAUUCAAGGGUCUGGAAAAAUCUUUCAACUAUCAACAUCGGGGGCAAAGGACUCACUCGCACUUUAUGCGGCCAUUGUGUCAGAAUACACCACGCACAAUGUUGAAGCGAUAUGAAGAGGAUACCUCAGAGGAGGCUGCAUCUGAUUCUGGCACCACAAAGCCUAUGGAUAACGCUACCCGGAAGCAAAAAAGCCCAGGAAGCAAGAUUGACCGCACGGGCUCCUACUUCCACGAUGAAGGCGCAGACGGCUCUCAUGGAAAAAAGGGCAGACAUAACCAAAAGCGUGGAAAGUCGGGCAACACACCAGGUACACCCAAGCCGGAGACGAAAGGGAAGACCCAGGGGGGACCGGGCGAAAGACAGGCGAGGCCAUCACCUCUCCCAUCAUCGAAUAUGUGUAAAGAUCCCCAUCCCCUGGUUUCUGCAUGUAAUGUCUGUGUGUUCAUGCCAUAUCUGCACUUUGAGACCACAGAGCGGAGACAAAAGAUGCAGGAUGCAAUCUCACGAGCGGAAACGCUGGACUUUGUAUCCAAGGGCAUGAAAUUGGUGCGCACGAGAGAUGAAAUGCUCAUCGAUGCGCAUCUAACCUCCUCAGCGACCUCCCUCCAUGUCCGUCGAACAUUGGAUCAGUUCUUCUACCCGAAUAUUGAUACCCAGAGCCGUGAUCAGGAUCAAGUGGUAUACCGAUACCAGACGAAAAGUCCUGGGAUGGAGUCAGACCCCAAGAUAUUCAUGGUCGACCAAUUGUGGAUGUGGGUUCUAGGCACGAAUCUGAUUGUAACUGCCUUCCCACAAAGAUGGGAUCAGCCCAAGAACGACCCACUGAACGUGCUGGAUGGAAUUAUUGAGGACAUCAACUCCAAAACCCGAGACCCGGUUAGAUCUGUUUAUGAUUUAGCAAUGAUAAUCACCAAUCGAUGCUCGGGAGUCUUCGAUCGACACCGUCUGGGCGACGAGGAGUACCAAUUCUUAGAUAUGUUCGAGUCAUCCAUUGGUAUAGCAACGGACAAAGAAACUGUGCUUUUUAACCAGUUCAACCAUGCCUCUGGACAAGCCUCGGAAUGGCUGAAAAGCCACCGCAAGUUGAACGGUUCCUUCAGCUCUCCUCCUAAAAUCGGCAAGGCGGAUAGCGACGGCCAGCCCUGCGACUACUGCGACGAGGAUGGACAGCCAUUAUUUGUUGACAGGCUUCUGGACAUCGGUCAGGAAACGAACCUGCUCGCCGAGACAAAGGAUAUUCGAGAUGAGCUGAACAUGAUCCGGACAGUCCUAGAGCACCAGACAAACGUACUGCUUGACUUCCAAGACGUUGUCUGCGAGACCUACCAGGGCCAACACCGCUCCCAGUUCGAGGUCAAGAAGCGGUUCAAGGACCAGCAGCGCAUGAUCGACAUGCACCUCAAGGACAUCGACCGCAUGGAUAAACAGGCUGAGCGGAUCUACCACUCCAUUACGGAUUUGCUCGAUCUCAAGCAGAAACACGCCAAUGCUUUCGAGGCCCGCUUUGCCCGUGAUCAAGCUGCUGGCACAACCCGCCAGAGCAAGACAAUUAUGGUCUUCACCAUCGUCACCAUUGUCUUUUUACCGCUGUCGUUUAUCGCCUCCAUCUUCACAAUCAACCUGAAACAAUUCGAGAAUUUAAGUCUCGGUUACGUGGCGAAGUUUACCUUUGGUAUCGGCUUUGCGAUCUCUAUCCCACUCGUCUGGGUUGCUCUCACGGUUGACGACAUAGGUGGUUUCUUCCGUGUGGGCAGCCGGCGCUGGCUGUCCAACCGGAGGAAGGCCCUUGCGAAGAGUGAACGUGACGAGGGAGGACUCCGAGCAUUAGAGAUGGAGAAGAUUAUAAGCUUGUCGCGCAUCCGAAGGAGUAUGGAUGGUGAAUAUGGAGGCAAUCUGCUGCCUGUUUCUACACGGGGCACAGGUGCGUCGAGGCGACCAGGUUUAUAUGCCAGUCAGUUGGGCGAUGGUAUGGGGCGCAAGAGUUACGAUUUGCGGUCUAGUCAGGACUACAGAUCACGAUGA
Messenger RNA from Penicillium paradoxum, 3387 nucleotides. RefSeq names its product ankyrin repeat protein. Gene Ontology annotation, cellular component: membrane. Gene Ontology annotation, biological process: metal ion transport; transmembrane transport. The record is from RefSeq and is a predicted model, not a curated record. NCBI's taxonomy places the organism in Eukaryota, Fungi, Ascomycota, Eurotiomycetes, Eurotiales, Aspergillaceae. The coding region runs from base 1 to 3387 and encodes 1128 amino acids. Gene Ontology annotation, molecular function: metal ion transmembrane transporter activity; protein binding. The transcript has a single exon.